Triplophysa dalaica is the source of this 1267-nucleotide messenger RNA. It is a transcript of the gene faslg, whose product is annotated as Fas ligand (TNF superfamily, member 6). Gene Ontology annotation, cellular component: membrane. Bases 35 to 841 code for a protein of 268 amino acids. NCBI's taxonomy places the organism in Eukaryota, Metazoa, Chordata, Actinopteri, Cypriniformes, Nemacheilidae. Gene Ontology annotation, biological process: positive regulation of canonical NF-kappaB signal transduction; immune response; extrinsic apoptotic signaling pathway via death domain receptors. The record is from RefSeq and is a predicted model, not a curated record. Gene Ontology annotation, molecular function: tumor necrosis factor receptor binding. The transcript has 4 exons.
GACACUCUCACACACAACUUUGAGCUUUGCAGAAAUGAGUUCUAAUUUAGGCCAUUCGUCUCCUCCACUGUAUACGAUGGAUUCUGGUGGAGGUCAUACUCAACCGCAUCGGUAUUAUCAUCAGCAGAUGCUCGGACAGGGAAAUCCACCCCUGGUACCCUGCUGGACAUUCCCUCCUGCUCGAGCUGAGAUGAAGAGAAGGCGGUGGGGAACAAUGAGCACUGGGAUGACUUGGGUGCUGACUUUGAUACUUCUGUUGGUUUUUGCGGCCCUGGGGCUGGGAGCCUACCAGAUCCUGAGGUUGCAGACUGAAGUGGAGAGGCUCACACAGGAAAUGCCUGCACAAAUUGAGAGCAUCGCCCCACAGAAACAAGUUGGCAUGUUACCUGCAGAGCUGAACAAGCUUACUCAAAAAACGGCUGCACAUGUAAUUGGAUGUGCAGACCAGAGGAAAUCACCCGGAACUCUGAAAUGGGAAGCGACACAUGGUGAGGUGUUCACAAAUGGCAUCAAGUAUAGCAAUGGCGGCCUUCAGGUGAACGAGACUGGCUUAUACUUUGUUUACUCCCGUGUGGAGUUUCUAGCAAGGACAUGCAAACCCACAGACUCUCUCACCCACAUGGUGUUUGUGUUUAGAAAUGGACGCAAUCAAACAAUUAUGGAGGAUCAUAAAGAGGGUUUCUGUAUGUCAGGGGGAAAGCAGGUGUGGAUGACAGGCAGUCAUCUGAGCUCUCUUCAACAUCUCAAGCAGUCAGAUUGGCUGUAUGUCAACGUUUCACACCCACUUCUGCUCAGCAAAAAUUGGAAUUAUAAUUAUUUUGGCCUUUUUAAGAUCCAUUGAUCGUGAAGAUCUUGAAGACGUGGUACUUGAGUGUGAGUUCAGGUGAAGAGGUUUUGCUUUGGACUUUCUGAUCUUCCCCAAGAUCACCUGUGCUUCAUCUGCAUUCAUGCAUCCACUGCUGUGCAAGCAGUAAGAUUGGCAUUGAGAGAUUGCAUUUCAUUUCCAGCAGAAUGGAUCUUCUUGAGAUGUUAACAGUUUUGCAGAAGAGUUUUCAGAUUAAACGAACACUAAUAAUCUGCUGUAUCAGGAGAAGGUUGGAUAUAAGUAUUUAUUUUCUUUAAUGUCUGUCUGUGGGUAAAAAGUCACAUUGUAUACUAAGGUGAUAAAUCGGUCAUAUUGACUAAUGAUAGUGAUGUACAAACGAAAAAUAACUGAUAUGGUCAAUAAAAUGUGUAAUUAUAAAAUAAAAUGUGGCGUUGAUUAUUA